AGGAGUUUGAGCCCGGAGGCUGCAGCGGGCGGGGCACUGGGACUGGCGGCUUCGCGGGCGGAAGGUCGGGCCGGGGGUCAGGGACCUGGAAGGCCGUGAGGCCUGGCGAGGUAGAGGUUCGGAGUUUGCGAGUCCCAUGCGCGGUCCGAGAUCCGUGACCAUCCGAGCGCUGGGCAUCCGUCCAUGCUUACAGAAGGCGCUCAAUACAUGCUCACUUGUGAAUCAGUAAAAUAAAUCGGCAGUCAGGAGAAACAAGACGCAUGCUGAUCUUAAGGUGUUGGGGACAGCAGGGACGCGAGCAUUUAUUGAGCUCUUAUUGUAUACCCCGUUGGCCAGCAUUUGUGUCCAUUUCACAGAUGAAGAAUAAGAGGCCCAGAGAGGUGAAGUAACUUCCCCAAGGCCACACAGAUAAUAAGUGGCCGAGACGAAUUGGAAGCCAGGAGUGUCCCGUUUCAACUUGGUGCCAAAUAGAGCAACUCGGACUCCUUGGAGUGAUUCAGGAGAACCACGGAAGAGGAAGGGCCGUGUCUUCCGUGGACAGGCCACUGGAGCCACCAGCUGUUUGGAACUGAGCUACUGCAGAAAGGGAAGUGAAGAGUGAGGCCCAGGCCCCGUGGGGCUGGAUGGCCGGCAGAUGGCUGGAUCUGCGCUGGGCACUGAGUGUGCUUUGUGUGCUGCUAAUGGUAGAGACAGUGCCUGGGGCCAGGGGCCCGUCCACAGGGGCUCACAUUAGCCCUCAAUUUCCAGCUUCAGGUGUGAACCAGACCCCCGUGAUAGAUUGUCGCAAGGUGUGUGGCCUGAAUGUCUCUGACCGCUGUGACUUCAUCCGGACCAACCCUGACUGCCACAGUGAUGGGGGCUAUCUGGACUACCUGGAAGGCAUCUUCUGCCACUUCCCUCCCCGCCUCCUCCCUCUGGCUGUCACCCUCUAUGUUUCCUGGCUGCUCUACCUGUUUCUGAUUCUGGGAGUCACCGCGGCCAAGUUUUUCUGCCCCAACUUGUCGGCCAUUUCCACCACGCUCAAGCUCUCCCACAACGUGGCAGGUGUUACCUUCCUGGCAUUUGGAAAUGGUGCACCUGACAUCUUCAGUGCCCUGGUGGCCUUCUCCGACCCACACACAGCUGGCCUGGCCCUCGGGGCACUGUUUGGCGCUGGUGUGCUGGUUACCACGGUGGUGGCCGGAGGCAUCACCAUCCUGCACCCCUUCAUGGCUGCCUCCAGGCCCUUCUUCAGGGACAUCGUUUUCUACAUGGUGGCUGUGUUCCUGACCUUCAUCAUGCUCUUCCAUGGCAGGGUCACACUGCCGUGGGCUCUGGGGUACCUGGGCUUGUAUGUGUUCUAUGUGGUCACUGUGAUUCUCUGUACCUGGAUCUACCGAUGGCAACGGAGAGGAUCUCUGGUCUAUUCCAUGCCAGUUACUCCAGAGAUCCUUUCAGACUCCGAGGAGGACCGGGUAUCUUCUAAUACCAACAGCUAUGACUAUGGUGACGAGUACCGGCCGCUACUGUUCUACCAGGAGACCACGGCUCAGAUCCUGGCCCGGGCCCUCAACCCCCUGGAUUAUAUGAAGUGGAGGAGGAAGUCAGCGUACUGGAAAGCCCUCAAGGUGUUCAAGCUGCCCGUGGAGUUCCUGCUGCUCCUCACCGUCCCCGUCGUGGACCCGGACAAGGAUGACCGGAACUGGAAACGGCCCCUCAACUGUCUGCAUCUGGUCAUCAGCCCCCUGGUCAUCGUACUGACCCUGCAGUCGGGGACCUACGGUGUCUAUGAGAUAGGCGGCCUCGUUCCUGUCUGGGUCGUGGUGGUGAUCGCAGGCACAGCCUUGGCUUCAGUGACCUUUUUCGCCACAUCCAACAGCCAGCCCCCCAGGCUUCACUGGCUCUUUGCUUUCCUGGGCUUUCUGACGAGUGCCCUGUGGAUCAACGCGGCCGCCACAGAGGUGGUGAACAUCCUGCGGUCCCUGGGCGUGGUCUUCCGGCUGAGCAACACCGUGCUGGGGCUCACGCUGCUGGCCUGGGGGAACAGCAUUGGAGAUGCCUUCUCGGAUUUCACGCUGGCCCGCCAGGGCUACCCUCGGAUGGCGUUCUCCGCCUGCUUUGGUGGCAUCAUCUUCAACAUCCUCGUGGGCGUGGGGCUGGGCUGCCUGCUCCAGAUCUCCCGGAGCCACACAGAUGUGAAGCUGGAGCCAGACGGACUGCUGGUGUGGGUCCUGGCGGGCGCCCUGGGGCUCAGCCUCGUCUUCUCCCUGGUCUCAGUCCCACUGCAGUGCUUCAGGCUCAGCAGAGUCUACGGCUUCUGCCUGCUCCUCUUCUAUGUGAACUUCCUCGUUGUGGCCCUCCUCACUGAAUUUGGAGUGAUUCACCUGAAAAGCAUGUGACUGAAGCCACUUAGUGCUGUGGCCUCACUGCUGGCAAGAGCCCCGCCCUCCUGCCAGGGGAGGCCUGGGACCAGAGCAUUUCUGCAGGGCUCCUGUGGGCACAAGUGCGCGGCCCUUGCUGCUGGAUAUCUGAGGUCACUGCUGUGAGCUGAGAGAACUGCUCUGUCCCUCUCACUGCCAGCACCCAACAGCCUUGCUGUGGGGACUUUGGAAACCAGGCUUUGCUCUGGACAAAGGGUUCCAGAGAGAAGCUAGAAGGCACCCUUGAAUGACCCCCAGAACCCCUCUGAGAAGGGCUGGGGUUUGGGGAAGAUUGGCUGGGUGUGUUCCAGGCCAUGCUGGAGGCACCCGAGACACAGGCGCUGCCCAUUCCCCUUGCCUGAGCUUCAGGCCUACUAGCACCUUCUCAGGGCACAAGUGGCUGCCCAGCCCUCAGAGAAUGAGGGUGGCUCAGACCCCAGGGAAUCAGGCCACUGAGGGCUGGGCUCCAGAGCCGCACUGUCUGCCAGAAACAAAACUCAAGACGUACUUAAUUUUGAAUUUCGCCUUGCCACGUUUAUAAAGCCAAAAGCAGCGGGUGCCAUUCGUGGCGAUACACUUCACUGAACCCACUUGCUCCAAAAACACCAUCAGCCCAAGGCACUGCUAUGCCCGCAGCUGCCACAUGGGGCGGCGGUCAGACGCUUCCUCUAGGAUUCCGCCCCUGACUGCCCACAAGUCCUUUGUUUGUGCCCGAGCCUUUGCUUCUCCAGCUGCCAAGCAGAAGUCCAUAGGACUGUGCCUUUGCCUCCCUCGGGGGGGUCCCUGAGUGGGCUCCACGGCCUGUGAGCUGGGGAAGGACAGAUGGGGAGCCCUCGUGCCUUCCUGCUGUCAUGCUGUGACCCCGCCUUAUGUUGCCAAAAUAAGCAACUCUUAGGUUUGCAACUGCCUUAUGCUGGGAAUGAAAAAAAUAAAACUUUUUUACAAAUAAAAAAAUAAUUCAAAAUUUCGAGUGUAGA
Molecule: messenger RNA, 3376 nt
Organism: Cebus imitator (Panamanian white-faced capuchin)
Lineage: Eukaryota; Metazoa; Chordata; Mammalia; Primates; Cebidae
Gene: SLC8B1
Product: solute carrier family 8 member B1
Exons: 17
Coding region: 624-2378 (584 amino acids)
Biological process (GO): intracellular calcium ion homeostasis; calcium export from the mitochondrion
Cellular component (GO): membrane
Molecular function (GO): calcium:sodium antiporter activity
Source: RefSeq, a predicted model, not a curated record